AUGCCGGCAGAAGAACCCCUCUGGCGCAAGAUCCUCGAGAUCGCCCUCGGGCAAUGGUUCCUAUUCGGCAUCGGCAUCGUCAUCCUCAUAGCCUCCCAGGCGCCAGCGCCGACAAAAGACCAGGACCUAAUUGAAACCGUGAUUUCAUAUCUCUGCGUCACAAUCAUCUUCUUCAUCACGGGGUGUACAUUGUCGACGCGCGCGUUGAUCGAGAACUACAGUCGUUGGAAAGUCCACUUGUUCGUGCAGAUACAAUGCUUCCUCUUCACCUCGGCAUCGGUCUAUGCCGUCGUGUCGCUGUGCGCAACGAACCCUGCCUUCAUGGAUGAGGCUUUACUAAUCGGCCUGCUUCUCAUGGGAUGUGUGCCGACGACCAUCUCCUCCAACGUGGUCAUGACGCGCAAUGCGCACGGCAACGAUGCCCUGACGGUGGUCGAAUCCACCAUCGGCAAUUUCCUGGGGCCUUUCUUGACGCCCCUGCUCAUUCAGAUGUACUGUCUGCCGAAUCCAUGGUACACCGAUUUUCUUUCCUCGGAGCAGGGUAACUAUGCGGCGAUCUAUAAGCGUAUCUUUAAACAAAUUGGAUUAUCCGUCUUUGUGCCUAUGUUCAUCGGCCAAAUCCUCCAACACCUCUUCCCCAAAGCAGUCCGCAAGGUCUUCACCACCUGGAAACUCAGCAAACUAAGCUCCGUCUGCCUCCUGCUCGUCGUCUGGCAAGCCUACGACGCAGCCUUCAGCUCAGAGGUAUUCACCUCCGUCAAGUCCUCGAACAUCAUCUUCGUCGUCUUCAUCUCGAUCGCUAUGUUCCUCGUCUGGCUGACCGUCUCGGUCUCGGUGUCCGUCCUCUGGCUCUCGAGGGAAGACACCGUCGCAGUCGCGUACUGCGUCCCGGCCAAGACGCCCGCCAUGGGCGUCCCGUUGGCGAAUCUGAUCUUCACGGGUCUGGAUGUGUCGCAGAAGGCAAAGAUCCAGUUGCCCAUGGUUAUCUUUCAGGGGUUGCAGAUUGCGUUUGGGUCGCUUUUGGUGCCUGUUUUUCGGGGGUGGUUGGUCAGGAAGAUUUAUCCGGAUCGUGAGGGGGAGUGUGGUUCUUUGGAAGAGGAGGAGAGGUCGAGGGAAGCGGCUAAGAGUGAGUGUGAUGGCCAGGGGAAAUGA
Messenger RNA from Aspergillus pseudonomiae, 1152 nucleotides. RefSeq names its product bile acid:sodium symporter family protein. The record is from RefSeq and is a predicted model, not a curated record. Lineage: Eukaryota; Fungi; Ascomycota; Eurotiomycetes; Eurotiales; Aspergillaceae. Gene Ontology annotation, cellular component: plasma membrane. The coding region runs from base 1 to 1152 and encodes 383 amino acids. The transcript is spliced from 2 exons.